UGGUUGCAUGCGUAUAUAUGCAUGCAUGGCCUUCUUCUCAUGAGCAAUCCUUCUCUGUGUGGGUGAAAAAAGGACGGAGAAGCAACUAUGGGAGCUCUGGACUAUCUCUCUAACUUCUGCACCGUCACUUCCACCAGCAACAAGAAAAAAACGUUGCAGACAGUGGAGCUCAAGGUGAGGCUGGACUGCGAUGGCUGUGAAAGGAAAGUUAGAAACGCGGUUUCGUCUAUGAAAGGGGUGAAGUCUGUGGAUGUGAUCAGAAAACAGAACAGGGUGGUGGUGAAAGGCUACGUGACCGCAAAGAAGGUGCUGAAGACGGUGAGGAGCACCGGGAAGCGGCCGGAGCUCUGGCCCUACGUGCCCUACAACUUGGUGACCUGUCCCUACGCUGCGGGGACCUAUGACAAGAAAGCACCCCCUGGCUUCGUCCGGAAAGUUGCAGCUCCGGCUGCUGCCACUUCCGGCACCCCCGACCCCCAUGAGAGCUUCGCUUCCCUCUUCAGUGAUGACAACCCACAUGCAUGCUCUAUCAUGUAACAUCUCAAUCACCACCCUCUGCUAGCAAACCUCACCACUUCUCUCUCUACAUCUUAUAUAUAUAUAUAUAUAUAUAAAAGUUGGCUGUUAUCAUGAGUCCUGUUUCAUAUUAAAUAAGAAGGGAAAGAAAUUUGAGGCCGAAA
Messenger RNA from Nymphaea colorata (pocket water lily), 680 nucleotides. Its product is annotated as heavy metal-associated isoprenylated plant protein 20-like. Bases 88 to 537 code for a protein of 149 amino acids. Lineage: Eukaryota; Viridiplantae; Streptophyta; Magnoliopsida; Nymphaeales; Nymphaeaceae. The record is from RefSeq and is a predicted model, not a curated record. Gene Ontology annotation, molecular function: metal ion binding. The transcript has 3 exons.